Messenger RNA from Anopheles aquasalis, 1243 nucleotides. Its product is annotated as fibrinogen-like protein 1. The record is from RefSeq and is a predicted model, not a curated record. NCBI's taxonomy places the organism in Eukaryota, Metazoa, Arthropoda, Insecta, Diptera, Culicidae.
GGUCUUGGAGCAACACAAGGUGCAUUACAGUUAUCAAAAGAUCCUACAAUCAUGGAACGUGUAGUGUGGGGCAUGUUGGCGAUUCUCAUCACCUCUGCUAGCAUUGGUGUGGUCGUCGUGUGGCGAAACAGUGAAAUGAAUUCGAUUCGUUAUCAAACGUUGUGGCUAGCAAUGGCGAAUAAACGGCAGGAAAUUUCGGAAUGGCAGACCGAGUCCAAACAGGCGACUGCAGAUAUUCGACGCAAACAGGAGCAGAGCCUAGAGUCGUUGGAUAGAGUGGCGCAAAACCUAUACAACUUGCGCUCUGCAUUGUCGAUGCAACGUGAGGAAGUCAUUAAAAUUCAAAACGAAAACGAAAAACGUAUGGAGCAGUUUGUAGGCGAUCUUAAGCAGAUGCGCUCAACGUUAAAUGUUCAACCCGGUUCAUAUCGAUCCUGCAAAGAUGAAGCCGUUAAUGUGUCUGGAGUGUAUAACAUCCGUGGAGAAGACCAAUCUUAUUCAUUCGUGGCCUAUUGUGAGCAAGAGAAAUUUAACGGAGGGUGGAUGGUCAUACAGCAUCGUUUCGUCGGAAUUCUGGAUUUUGACCGCAAUUGGAAGGAUUACAGAAACGGCUUUGGCGAAGUCGACGACGAGCAUUGGCUCGGAUUGGAGCAGGUUUAUCAGUUUACGAAGCAGCAAGAUUGCGAGCUAUUGGUCGAGUUGAAGGACUUUGACGGAACCUAUAAAUACGCUAGGUACGAUUUAUACGCCAUCGGAAGCGAAACCGAGCAGUACAAACUGAAAUCGCUUGGGCAACAUUCCGGAACGGCAGGAGACUCACUGAUAUCCAACAAAGGAAUGAUGUUUUCUACUCCAGAUAGGGAUAACGACAAUAUAUCCAAUUAUCAAUGUGCAGUUAAGUCUCGUGCAGGCUGGUGGUUCAAUGAUUGCGGUAAAACUUAUUUGAACGGGUUCUAUAGAAAUGAAACGGAAACGGGAGUAAACAAAAUCUCUUGGGAAGGUUACAACAACGAUUGGCGUGGACUAAGUUAUACUCGUAUGCUGAUUCGUCCUUUAGACGAAAAACCGACAGAAACGAGUAUCAGCAAUUCAAACGAACAGCCAGAAUACAAUGAAUCUGAUGAAUUUUAUUAAAGGGCAGAAUAAGCAACAAGCGUGUUAUAUUUUCUUCGAAACAAUGUACCAAUACGUGGCCUUUUGAAGAAUAAAAUCCUUAUGAAGCUAAAUAAUGAGCUAAAUUAAA